Asparagus officinalis (garden asparagus) is the source of this 1730-nucleotide messenger RNA. RefSeq names its product inactive protein RESTRICTED TEV MOVEMENT 2-like. The coding region runs from base 645 to 1730 and encodes 361 amino acids. The transcript has 4 exons. Lineage: Eukaryota; Viridiplantae; Streptophyta; Magnoliopsida; Asparagales; Asparagaceae. The record is from RefSeq and is a predicted model, not a curated record.
AUGGAGUUUUGAAUCAUUUGACCGAACGUGGUUUCCACAUGCGACAUCAGGCCCAGCCAACCGAGUUAAAUAGACAUGUUAUCUAACAAUUCUUUAGGGAUCUAAAUGAUAUCUAUUAAGUUUACGAGUGCUAUCUCAGAAUGAGACAAACCUGAUGGGUUUUAUGAAAUUUACCGAUAUGGAAGAUAAAAAAUGAGUAUGGAUUCUGUCAGAACACCGCACCCCAUGCGGAGCAUUCUGAAUGGAGUAGUGUGGGGGGCACGAUGGUAACUUCUAUGCCCCUUCUAUGGUACAAUUUAUAAAAAAGGAGGGCAAAGAAGCCCAACUAUUGAGCAAACGGAGACUAAAUCUGCUGAUCGGUUGGAGGCUACUUCCCUCUUACAAAAAGAACAAGGAACUUGUGCUUCGUAAGAAACUUCUUUCUUUGCCUACGGUAGGAGGUGACCUAACAAAACCUGUAUGAAAAAGGAAUUUUUAGACCCUUCAAACUACUCAACCUCAAGCGAACCAAAUUAUCUAAGGAAUAGUUCCCUGCCCAAGACAACUCAAAAUCAAGGCUCAUAUAAAUCCACUACUUCUGCCUAAUCAAUAUCAAGUAAUACUCUCAUUUGUUUUUUUGGAUAGAAAAUUCUGAGGAGGAUCAAAUGGCAAGAGCUGCACCUAGAUCGUACGAGGACUUCCAACCAUCAUUCAAGUGGAUAAAAGAGGAUGAGUCUAAUACUAUCGUGAUAAAUCUUCCAGGAUUCAGGACGGAGGAUCUGAAGGUUCAACGGGACAACUUCGGGAACUUGAGGGUUAGCGGGGAGCGCCCUCUUUCAAGGGAUCGUUGGAGCCGCUUUUGCAAGGACUUUCACAUCCCCGACGACACAAAAAAGAGCGAAAUUCGUGCGAUAUUUGAGAAUGGAAACCUCUCAGUUAUAUUACCAAAGCUCGGGAAAACUACUCAGUCACAGACCGGAGCAGAGCCGCACAAAGUUCAGGAUAAGCCUACCAAGGCACCGGAGAUUAGGCCAAGCAAGAAACCCGCAGCGGAGACAGAACCAAAACAUGAUCAAGAUCGCUUGAGCCGAAAGGACGAGGGCAUCGUCCCAAGACCACGAAUGAAGCAAAAGGAUGGUAUCGUCCAGAAACAACCCAGUCAAAAGAUCGAAGAGACCAGCAAACGAGGCGAUGAGAAAGAGGAGGUUCAGAGCCGAAAGCCUGAGGACCGGAAGGAGCCCAUGAGCGAUACCGGCGAUGAAGAUGCUGAGCUAUCCAAGUCAAGAAAAAGGAAGGCUAUAAUGGAUCAGGAGGUGAAUGUGGGAGUAUCUGCUGUCAUCUUGGUUGGACUUGCGUUUUAUAUGUCAUACAAGCUGAGGAGAUCCAUAAUAGCGGGAGAUGAUAACUUGGUUGAAUAUGAAUCCAUGGUGCAUGCAACUAAUCCAGGGAGUCAUGUUGUUAUUGAUGUUGAUGAUGGGAGGUUCAGGCAAUUGUUCAUUAGUUAUAAUGCCUGUAUUGAAGGGUUCAUUGCUGGGUGCAUGCCUCUAUUAUUUUUGGAUGGAACAUUUAUUAAAGAUCGUUACAGAGGCAUACUACUUAAUGCCACUGGGUAUGACGGAAACCAAGGAAUAUUUCCCCUUGCUUAUUGCGUAUGCGACAGGAGAAUGAGGUUAACUGGAAAUGGUUCUUACAAGGAUUGUGGAUGUUACUGUAUGAUAGAGAAAAUCCUUACCAACCUCCACAUCGACUGA